This is a messenger RNA of Solenopsis invicta (red fire ant), 996 nucleotides long. RefSeq names its product NPC intracellular cholesterol transporter 2 (gene Npc2c). The record is from RefSeq and is a predicted model, not a curated record. Bases 152 to 604 code for a protein of 150 amino acids. Gene Ontology annotation, molecular function: sterol binding. Gene Ontology annotation, biological process: sterol transport. Lineage: Eukaryota; Metazoa; Arthropoda; Insecta; Hymenoptera; Formicidae. The transcript is spliced from 3 exons.
UAGACAAGUUUUUUUAUUUGAUUCCGAGCUUAUCAAUUUUUAGGAUAUCCAGGUGUUCGAUUAGAUAUUAUCGAGCGAAUAAAUAAGCGAUUCUCUUACGAUUGAAAAUCACAUUGAUCGCCGUCACCUUCCGUGAAGCUCCUGUGCUACCAUGAAAGUUUUCUCUUUCGUCUACGUCAUCUUUGCGAUCUGCAUCGCGGCGUCCCUGCAGGACACCUCAUUCUUUCCGUGUGACGAUGGACCUGUGCCCAAGUGGUUGAGGGUGGAUGGAUGCGAUAGUCCUCCUUGCGAUUUUGUCAGAAAUACCGAUUUAAUAGCGCAAUGGGGAUUUGAAGCCAACGCUGACGCGGAAUCGUUGAAGCCCCGCGUGAAAGUCACACUCGAGGGAUACACGUUUGACUAUCCGUAUCCCGAGAAAGAUGCGUGCAAGUCUCUGGUUGACAGCGAGUGUCCGUUAAGCGAGGGUGAUGAGGCAACGUACAAUCUCAAGAUGCCGAUAUCUAAGGUUUAUCCAUCCGUGACCCUGACUAUUGAGUUUGGCUUGAUCGACGAGAAUGACAACGUGCAGGUGUGCUUCAAGCUGGAUGGCAAGGUGACCGGCUAAUAGGAUCUCGUCUCACGAUUGUUUUAACGCACCUUAUGAUAACGAAGUAAAUCUUCGAGUGAUCGUAGCCAUUAAUUUUUCUCAUAAAAAAAAUAUUUGUUUUGUGUUUACGUUAAUCGAUCUUGCAAAGUUGUAAAAUUUAGCUGAGCAGGCUAAGAGAUACGAAUGACGAAAUUGUGUAUUAAGAUAUACGCCUAUCGUACCAAGAAAGAAAAUUAAGAUAUGAGUUGAUAAUAAAAUUCAAUCAAGCGAUUGUAUCUCUUUGUUCAAACAUAUAAUACCAUUUUUAUUUUUCUUUUUGCAUAAUAUAAAUCGUUAAAUUGUUAAAUUUAAUCAAUAAUAUUGUAUGAGAUUACUUAAAUAUAGUUAAAUAAAUCUUUAUGUUAAAUUUU